AUGCGGAAUCUGGCAUGGCUUCUUCCGGCACCCUUUGUCUUUACCCUGGCGAAUGCUCAGGGGCAGAAGCAAAAGAUGGAGGCGCCAAAGUGGCUGGACGACGAUGCCAAGGAUCUCUUUCACGACAUCGAGAAUGAUGAGAAUCCGCACAGCGACGCUGCCUGCGAGAGCCGCGAGAAGCUGCUGAAAGCGAUGGCUGGCAAAGGUGACUCCAGCGCCUCCAGCUAUCGAGCCCGCACUCUCUUAGGUUGCGGCCUUUGCGAGGUGAAGAAGGCGAAUUGGGUGAUGGCCAAGCGUCGGCUCGAGAGCGCCAUCUCUGAGAUGAAUGUGCCAAGUGAGGAGAUGAUGUUAAAGAACCCGGACCUCGCGCCCAUCGCCCUCACGAAGCAGGCGGCCGACUUCUUGAGGAAGUUUGAUCUCACCCAGGCCAGUGAAGGGUCACCGGACCGUGCCAGGAACGUGCACGGAAAAAAGUUCCGAAACGUGUUCCGCAAGCUGGCAAUGAGAGUGCAAAGCAACGCGUGCACUAAAUCAGAGUGCAAAUCAAGUAUCAAAUAUGCGCAAAGUCUGAUGCGGAGGCUGGAACUCAGCUGCGGCGGUGUCGGGAAGUCCUGGAAAGGAACGUGA
Messenger RNA from Symbiodinium natans, 627 nucleotides. Lineage: Eukaryota; Dinophyceae; Suessiales; Symbiodiniaceae. The record is from the annotation of a GenBank genome assembly.